AACCUUAUUUUCAUAUAUUUAACCACAUUGUUUUUUCUCCAGAUCCAUACGCUGAGCCACAACAAGAAACAAAUGGAGCAAAAAGCAAGACGAUCCGGUUCGGCAAGUCGGAGAAGAAGGCCGCCGCCGGAGGGUCGGACGAGAAAGAGCAGAGGAAAAAAGAGAAGCAGCGGCUGGAGAAGGAGAAGAAGGAGCUGAAGGAGAAACAGGAGAGGGAGAAGAAGUAGCUGAAAGAGAGGGAGAAGAAGGAGACCGAGAUUAAGAAGACAUUUAAAAUCAAAGGUCAGGAGGACGCCAUGUACCAGGCCAGGGUCACCGUGACCAACAAGGGACGCAAGAACGACCUGCCGGUCACCUGCGGCGAGGUGGUGAGCAUCAUCCGGACCACCAACUGCCCCAAGGGCAAAUGGCUGGCCAGGAGCAGCAGCAACAACUUCGGAUACAUCGCGGUGGAUUUUGUGGAGCUGGACAUCAAGGAGAUGAUGGAGCUGGGGAAGAAGGCCACUCGCAUGAGCGGCGGCACCAACAACAGCCUGAUGGAGGACGAGGUCACCAGGGCCUCAAACCUCUACUCGAUGUCAGCGGAGACCUUCUCAUACGACAGCGACGAGUGGAGCGGCGAUGAAGAGGAACCUCUCUCUCCCGCCCUGGAACCCGAGGCCCUGCUGACCUCGAACGGACACACGCGGACGCUGUCCAUGCCGGACAUGGGAAACAAAGAGCUGAGCGUAAGCCACGCCCACAGCUGCAGUGACAUCAUCGCAGAUGGCCCUAAUGUCCAAGCGAGACAUGAAGCUCUUCAGAAGUUGGCCACAUUUUUCCACUCACCCAAACUUGAGGAAGCAGCUACCAGCGGCACCGAACCAGAGAAAAGUCCCCUCACGGUGAAGAAGGAAUCAGUUCCCCUGUGAGUGGGUUUAUAAAAUACACACUAACUCGCCCACACACACGCACAC
Gasterosteus aculeatus aculeatus (three-spined stickleback) is the source of this 956-nucleotide messenger RNA. The record is from RefSeq and is a predicted model, not a curated record. Lineage: Eukaryota; Metazoa; Chordata; Actinopteri; Perciformes; Gasterosteidae.